UGUUCUCAGUGCCCCUCGGGCUCGAGCCGCGGUGGAUCCGGAGGGGUCGUGUUGUGCCCGGGGGCGCUUUUGCGUGCGGAGUGGCUGCGGAAGCCGGAUCUGGUCUCCCGAAAGCCAGACAACUUGUUGAAAUUUGAGGACGGAGGUGUCUUCUCAGACGAGCCUGGCUCUAGAAGACUGACGUUCAAGGCUCGAAGCCUGCAGGAUUGCCUUGGGAAGGUGGAUGAUGGCUGCAGAGGGGCCGAGAGUAAGCACUCCCUUGAGCCCCUUGGUCCAGGCGCCUCACGAGGAAGAUGAACAGGAGGAGGUCACCACCAUGAUCCUGGAGGACGACUCUUGGGUGCAGGAAGCUGUACUUCAGGAGGAUGGCCCUGAGUCCGAGAGCGCCGGCAAGGGCAGCCCCCACGGGGAGGCGGCUGGAGGGCCUCAGGGUGCGCUUGGCCGCCUUCGGGAGCUCUGUCGGCGCUGGCUGAGGCCGGAGGUGCACACCAAGGAACAGAUGCUGACGGUGCUCCCCAGAGAAAUCCAGGCCUGGCUGCAAGAGCACCGGCCCGAAAGCGGCGAGGAGGCCGUGGCCCUGGUGGAGGACCUGACGCAGACCCUUCGGGACGGUGAUUUUGAGAUCCAGAGCGAGGAUGGGGAGAACUCCAAUCAAGAUGUGUUCGAGGACGCGGAAUCAGGGCAGAUGUUGCCGGAGAGGCCCGACGGGGCGGGCACUCAGCGGCCUGGCUGGGAAAGCGACUUGGAGAGAGACCGUGGCCCCGGGGGGCGCCGGGGAGGGGCCCCGGCCGGGGGCCGCAGGGAGGUGGCGGCCCAGGGCCGGGAGGUGGGACGGCUCAUCGGCCUUCAGGGCACCUACCUGGGGGAGAAGCCCUACGAGUGUCCGCAGUGUGGCAAGACCUUCAGCCGGAAGUCCCACCUGAUCACGCACGAGCGGACCCACACGGGGGAGAAGUACUACAAGUGCGGCGAGUGCGGGAAGAGCUUCAGCGACGGCUCCAACUUCAGCAGACACCAGACCACGCACACGGGGGAGAAGCCUUACAAAUGCAGGGACUGCGGGAGGAGCUUCAGCCGGAGCGCCAACCUCAUAACCCACCAGAGGAUCCACACGGGGGAGAAGCCCUUCCAGUGCGCCGAGUGCGGCAAGAGCUUCAGCAGGAGCCCCAACCUCAUCGCCCACCAGCGGACCCACACGGGGGAGAAGCCCUACUCGUGCCCCGAGUGCGGGAAGAGCUUCGGCAACCGCUCGAGCCUUAACACGCACCAGGGCAUCCACACCGGCGAGAAGCCGUACGCGUGCAAGGAGUGCGGGGAGAGCUUCAGCUACAACUCCAACCUGAUCCGGCACCAGCGGAUCCACACGGGCGAGAAGCCCUACCGGUGCCCCGACUGCGGGCAGAGGUUCAGCCAGAGCUCGGCGCUCAUCACGCACCGCAGGACGCACACCGGCGAGAAGCCCUACCGGUGCGGCGAGUGCGGCAAGAGCUUCAGCCGCAGCUCCAACCUGGCCACGCACCGCAGGACGCACCUGCCGGAGAAGCCCUACAAGUGCGGCGAGUGCGGCAAGAGCUUCAGCCAGAGCUCCAGCCUCAUCGCGCACCAGGGCACGCACACGGGCGAGAAGCCCUACGAGUGCCUGACGUGCGGGGAGAGCUUCAGCUGGAGCUCCAACCUCGUCAAGCACCAGCGCAUCCACACGGGCGAGAAGCCGCACCGCUGCGGCGACUGCGGCAAGAGCUUCGGCCAGCGCUCCCAGCUGGCGGCGCACCGGCGGACGCACACGGGCGAGAGGCCCUACCGGUGCGUCCUGUGCGGCAAGAGCUUCAGCCGCGGCUCGGUCCUCGUCAUGCACCAGCGAGCCCACCUGGGCGACAAGCCGUACCGCUGCCCCGAGUGCGGGAAGGGCUUCAGCUGGAACUCGGUGCUCAUCGUCCACCAGCGCACCCACACCGGGGAGAAGCCCUACAAGUGCCCCGACUGCGGCAAGGGCUUCAGCAACAGCUCCAACUUCAUCACCCAUCAGAGGACUCACGUGAAGGACAAGCUGGGCUGAGGCGGCAGAAGGGCCCCGGGACGCCGAGGUCCCUCCGGGAGAGCCAUGCUCCCUAAGCGGUCUCUGGGGACUUUUGCGGGGACCUCGCCCUCCCCCGUCCCCGUCUCUAACACACCCCGGUGGUCGCAGGCGAACCCCCAGAACAGGGCACGGGGACGGAGGGUCGGGUCUUCUCACCGCUUCGUUUCCAGGCGCGACUGGCGACCUGCGUCCCGGUGCUCUGUGCCUCGGUCCCCUCUCUAGUGGGACGGGGUGGGGUGGGGGUGGGGUGUUUCGCAUGUGGAACGGAAGACCGCGUGCCCCCAGCCCAGGCUGAGUCCUCGGAAAUACGGUCCACAGGUGCUGGUGGUUUCGCCCCCACCUCGCUGGGUUGAGGUGCCUUGACCCCGAGCUGCUGGCACGCCUGGGCGCCCGGUCCAAACGCACUCUUCCUGGCGUGCGUCCUGGGCUUUGAUUGCAGGUCAGGGUGGAUGGGCUUGUCCAGCUCUGGGUCCUCCACAUGAAGGCAAAGGCCGUUUCUGUUUGUAGAAAGCGUCAGGAACACCUAAACACCAGGCUGUACGCCCUGGAACCAGCGUCCUGGUAGGCUUUCCGUUGGUUAAGAGCUGAACAGGGCCUGCCAGGAAGGGUAUAAACGGGGAUGUACACAUUUGCCUGUGUCUCUGCUUACUGUCCCGUGGGAAGUCGGCUGCUGGGGGAGUGCACUGGUUUUUGUGGAGUUUUGGUUUUUGAGUGGGAAGUGAAGUUGGGGACCCCCACUGCCUACCCCUGGCCGAUGGUGGUUUCUGUCUCAUCGAGGGUGGAACAGCCCUGCACUCUUCAGGGGGGCCUGUGUCUUCACCCCCACAGAUAAACAGCCCCCAGAUCAUCUCUAUGCACUGGCCAUUCCCGUUCUUCUAUUGUUUAUGUUCUAUAUGCAGAGGUAGAAUUCUGUCUGGUAGCUUUUGUAUACUUUCAUAUUUUUAAGGAAGUGUUGAUUUUGAGGACACACAGUCUGUCCCCCGGAGGGAUGUGAGCUUGAAUCAGGGGCUGUCCUAACAGGUGUCAUCCUUGGUCUGGGGAUGCUACCAGCGCUUUGUGGUUGGGUCCUUGAGCCUUGAAACCGUAGAGACCAGGGGAUGGUAGCAGGUCAAGGGGGUUGUUAUAAGGAAGAGGAGAGCAGAUAAAGUGUUUCUGGGAAAUGUGAAACCACCUCCUCCAGCACACGGAGCCUGUGCUCACAGCGGGCCUUGGUUCUUAGAGAACGGAUGCUCAACAUUGCCUAAU
Prionailurus viverrinus (fishing cat) is the source of this 3322-nucleotide messenger RNA. RefSeq names its product zinc finger and SCAN domain containing 2 (gene ZSCAN2). Gene Ontology annotation, cellular component: nucleus. Gene Ontology annotation, molecular function: DNA-binding transcription activator activity, RNA polymerase II-specific; RNA polymerase II cis-regulatory region sequence-specific DNA binding. The transcript has 3 exons. Bases 224 to 2056 code for a protein of 610 amino acids. The record is from RefSeq and is a predicted model, not a curated record. Gene Ontology annotation, biological process: regulation of transcription by RNA polymerase II. Lineage: Eukaryota; Metazoa; Chordata; Mammalia; Carnivora; Felidae.